GCAUCCACUGCUCCAGACUCCAGCUAUUUUCUCCAUCAAGACAUCAAAAUUACGUGACACCAAAUAUCAAUAGUGAAUCUCAUUUUUUCCCAUUUUUUCCUCCAAAUCAAAAUCAUUAAAACCAGAUUUUUUUUUCCAUUAUUCUAAAGUUGUUUAUAAAAAUAAAAAGUGACAUUAAUUUUUCAUUAAACCAGAACCUAGAUGAUGGGAUGAAUCCCCACGUUCUGUUCACUCCAAUAAAAUUCCAUCACUGUCUCGUUUUAUCCAAUAAACAUCAGGCUUGAUAGUGCAGAGAUAGUCCUAUCAUUCGGGAGUAUCUUAGUCCAAGACACUAAGUCGACACUCGUGGAAAAAAGUCAGGUAUACCACGGACACACCGGUUGUAUCGGACAGUCCACCUCGAAUGCCGAUCGCGAUUAUACGCCCGUGCAAUUCAAUGUAAAUACCGGGUACACGUGCUAGUACACUAUGGGAUCGAUACAAAUGUAAAAUACCUGACCGUUAAGUGCACACAAUUCUCAACAUUUUCUUCGUACUUUUUACCGAAGGGUAAAGAGGAUUAUCGAUGAAAACCAGCGAGAUUUAUUUUAAAAUGAUGGUGCCUCCUUCUAGCGUGGGAAUCAUCGUGGUAGCUUCGGGGAUAUGUUUAUUUUUAUUCACCACUUUCCGGAGAGGGAAAACCGGAGAGGAUAAAAACGAGAAGAAAGUAGCAGGUGAUGAAAGCCAUUGCGCCUGUUGUCUCAAGCCAUUUAUCAUUGGUCGCGGUUUUCAGUGCAAAGACUGUCGAGCAAGAUUCUGCAGAAAAGCCUGUGGACGCUGGGAAGUGAAGGAUAACGUUCGACUUUGUCUAUUUUGUUAUCACAAAAGAACGUGGUUCAAGAAAGAAGAAGGGUGGCUUGAUAAAUUCGGUGGCGCAUAUCCAGUGGAAAAAACGAACGGUCAAUUCAUCACGACGAGAUCCCGGAUUUAUGUGACAGGCGUCGAGGAUGCUCCGGUCAACCCCGGCCUGGACCUGGCGGCCGGUGGUCAUGAGGAGAUGGACUCGUUGGAAAAACUUCGUGAGAUCAUCGAGAAAGUAGUGGAGAACCUUGUUGGCAAGGCUGACGAUGCACCUAUCGAUCGAAUCUAUCGGCAUUCCUCAUACAAACCGGCCGCAGACACGCCGAGUAUGGCGCAUUCUGCACUUCGAGAACUAGUGGAGCGUGCGGUCGACGAGGCACGUAAACUACCGAUUCUCGGUGAUUCCAUGACCACUAGGAUACAAGACAACACGAGCACCGAUGAACAAACCUACGAGGACUUGCUAGCAACAGCUAUACUCAACAAAGUCGUGCAGAAAUGCCAGAAAGCUCGAGUCGAUGGUAACAGCAAUGUCCUACAUGAAGCACCAUCGAAAUCAUGUAGACACCGAGGAUUUGGGGCGAGUGCGGUGGACGAUAGCAGUUUGGAUCCCAUGUCUCAGGAUGAGGCCUGCAGUGACUCCAGUCGGACGAAAAUUCGGGUUCAUCAUGAGCCUCUUUCACUCACGAUCGAGGAACAGAUUGAGGAAGUAACAACGACUUACACAUCCGACGAUGAGCCGAGAAAUGUCAAGGCGAAUGUACUUCAUUUCCGGAAUGCCAAACGCGUGCCAUUUCCGGAAUACGGAAUGGAUAUUGUGGAUCCCUCUCAGGAAUCAUCAGACAGCGAAGAUGAAAUCGAUGCCUGUGUUUCUGUCAGCCACGUAACGCCCUUAGAGACUUGGGAAGAAAAUUGGCUUUUCCAGAGGAAGAAAAUUGCUGCUCAACCUGAACCUGUUGCCAUGCUUGUACCCAAUCCCAGUGAGGAUUAUCGAGCUCUAAUUGGGGACAAAGAUGCAGAUGACAUGUCAGAUUUAUCAGAAUUCUCAGCACAAUCAGAUGAGGAGGUAGAUGAGGAUUUGGUAGAGGCCAUUAAUAAGGCUGUACCAGCCUCACCGAACGUUGGGCGAGUUCCUCUGGGAGUUCAUAAAACCAAAUCAUCAAUUCUCCACGAUAAUUUCACCGGUGAAAUUGUGUGUGAGAAUUCUAAUGACGUAGGGUCCCCCGAUAAACCCUCCCCGGGGACGAAAAUUGAAUCGGAAAUUGUGAAGAAAGAGGAGAAGCCCGAAAAUAUUAUUUAUUUCAAAACCAAUAAUGCGGAGAUUGAAAAUAACUUCGAGAAUACUCUCGGAGAUGAUACAUCGAAAAAUGAGGAUAUUAAAGAGGACGAUAAAAAUUAUAUCCCCAAGACACCAGUAGCUACACCAAUCAGGUUCUCUCUCAGCGAGAGUGAUUCAGUGUCACUGAUUGCCUGUGAUUUACAGGAAUUGAAUGAAAAACUCAUUGCAAUUCACGAUAGUGAGAGCGAUGAAGAUGUUGAUCGUGUUGGUUGUCUUUUACCGGAAGUUGAGAGACAGCAACCCGAAGAAUCGGGGCAAUUAAUACCUGAAGCUGUAGAUCGUGAAAAAAAUUUCAACCAUACUCCAGCGUGUCAGGCGGCUGCAGCAGCUGCCAAGGCCGGAAUAUCCUCAUCCAUGGAGACAAAAUCAAAUGGAGAAGACCCUGAACUGUCUGCCCCACCCCGACCAGGGAGUAUUGCGGAGCGUGAACAUAAAAAAUGGGAGAAUGCAGCACCUCUUCAGAAUAAUCCAUACAGCGAGGAGAAUAUUCAGAAGAGAUUGCUGGAGAGACAGUACGCCAGGAGAUCAUCGGAUGUUCGAGGCUCUGGAGCCCUGUCUAGUAGUCCCAGUCCACCAUUGAAAAUCAUUUUGGGAGGCAAUCGACCGGACGUCCAAAGAUUUGCAAGGGACUACUACAUAAAUGAGGCGAAAUCCCCAACAGGUGAGCGAUAUCGACGACCUGGUACAUCAAAUUCGAGCAGACCUAGCAGCUCUCUGUCCCAGAACUCGGCCUCGACCAGCAGCGAUUACGAUCACCAGGAGUCCUUUGAGUUGAUCGAGACAACAAAAUCACAGAAUAAUCUAGAGGCCGAGCCCCAAGUGAUUGAGGAAAUUCUUGAGCGAGAGCGCAAGAACAGCAAAAACGAAAUCAACGCGAAGUUGAAUAAUCAGGGAAACUUCGACUCUCCUAUAUUCGAGGGUAAACAAUCAUUCACUGAUGAUAAUAACCGAAAAAUUCGGCGAAUCGAUCUGAGAGCAUAUGGUUUUGCGAAUCAAUUCGACGCGAGUAAUGAGUGUAAAAGAAAAACUCCCAGAGUUGUAAAUAAAUUGGAUUUACGAUCGUACGGAUACGACUCAGGUCUUCGCAGAACUCAAUCAAAUAAUCACAUCGACAGCAAAGUGAACAAUAGCUUUGUUCAUAUAAAACGGAAGAACGAUAGAAUCGUUGGUAAAUCGAAUUUAACUCAAAGUCAGUCAAUGAGACUGGGAGGUGGUGAUUACAUUUGGAUUCAGAGUAGUGAGGACCUGAACAAGAAGGAAAUGAUGUUCGAUAAUCUCGGGGGGAUAACAUCAGCCAAAUCAGUUCCAAAUAUCGCGAGAAUUUCUUCCUACACUUAUAACGGGAAUAAAAUCGGCCCUGACGAUGAGACUCAUCCACCACAAAAUACAAACGGUUCCUCGAAUAGAGUCGACAGUUGUGAUUCGGAUUCACAAAAUUCUAGAACUGAAUCAGCCGAUGAAAUGCCGAGGAACCUUCCAAUAUCGAAAGAGAUGAGAUACUCACUGGAGUCUCUGGAGGGGCCUGAUCGAUUCAUCGAUGCAUUGCCGAUGCCUUCGGUCAGAAGAUUAGCGCAAACGUUUAAUGCAUCCCCUGAAGUGAAACCUACCCCAGUACCGAGGGUGAAUAAAGCUGUCAUACGAGAUCGUCCCACUACUCCAGAAAUUCACAUCAUAAAGAGCCCCAGGCAAAUGCACAGUUUAACAGCGAGAUCUUUGUCUAGAGAAUUUCGGGAGGGCUUGAAGAACAUUUCGUGCAAACCCAAUGCGCAGCCUGUGUAUAGCACUAUUAUCGAGCAGAGUAGAAUCCCAGCGGGAUCGACAAUCUCCAAGAUAUCGGAAGACAACAAGAAAAUUAUUACAUCCGGUAAUUUGAGGAAUAAUAUUCAAUUCUGGGAGCAAUUGCAGAGGAAACCUUGAGGACUUGAAUUGUUGGUUGAAGGCUCAAUUUUAUGAAAUGAUCAUUGCCGAUCAUUGUAUAGAUAUAUUUCACGAAAAAUUAUUCAUUACGCGUAACAAGAGAAUGCAAACACAACUGAAACUGCCAUAACUUAAUCUUAAUUCCACAACUAAUCUUCGUAGGUAUUGAUAGGUAUUGAUAAUUAUUUUCCUCUUCUGAUGUUAUUUGAUGAUAAAGAAGUGAAGGGUGUGGGAGAAUAAUCGUGGCGGUGAUUAAAUUGCCAUGGCGUCAUGUUCUGAUAAAUUAUUUAUGCCCCAUCAACCUCACCGUGACAUUUUAAUCAAUGCCAUUAAUAUUUCCUCAAUACACCUCCACGCUCUUAUCAUAUGUACUUAUUUUUUUCGGCUCGGGAGCUUAAUUGAUUUCACUCACCUAUUUCUCAAAAAUAAUUAUUUUUCAAUGAGAAAAUUCUUAUUCUGUGCCAAAGGACACGUCGGUGUCACCAUCCAAAGAAAAAUGAAAUUGUUUUGCAUAAUUUAUCAUUAGGUUUUUAUAUUAUUUAUAAAUAAAUUACUGUUGGAAUAUGAGAAAAAAUUGUUAUUCAUCCAUAUAUUUUUUCGUACAUAAAAAAUUUGAUAAAAAGUUUAAUUGUGUGUAUACAUAGUAAAUAUUCAUAUGCGAUGUUGGAACAUUGUGACAAUAUUUUUAGAGCUAAAUUUUCAAAGUUUAAACAUUGUAAUUGCUUGUUGUUUAUUGUAUUAAAUUACUCGUUCUACAUCGAUACUUUCAACCUAUGUAAAAAAUGGAAUAGAAUUGAAGUAAACAUAGAGGUAUUGUUUGCCUAAAAUUAUUGAUCCCAUACAAUCUACAGUAUUAAACAAUUGAGUAUCAUUCAGAGGACCAGAAGAAUGUUGUUCCCAUCGUAAUUAAUAAUUCAUCAG
Molecule: messenger RNA, 5017 nt
Organism: Fopius arisanus
Lineage: Eukaryota; Metazoa; Arthropoda; Insecta; Hymenoptera; Braconidae
Exons: 14
Coding region: 566-4096 (1176 amino acids)
Source: RefSeq, a predicted model, not a curated record